Ruditapes philippinarum (Manila clam) is the source of this 5295-nucleotide messenger RNA. RefSeq lists its product as uncharacterized. The coding region runs from base 179 to 3283 and encodes 1034 amino acids. The record is from RefSeq and is a predicted model, not a curated record. Lineage: Eukaryota; Metazoa; Mollusca; Bivalvia; Venerida; Veneridae. The transcript has 5 exons.
AGAUGUUUUACAAUGUAGUUAUUCUACUUUUUGAUUUUGAAAUCGAAAGAGGAAGAUGAAAACAGUGGGCUACCUAGCUAUAUAACUAUGACGUAAAUGGAAUUGUUAAAUAAUUUUCAAAAGGAAAGCUCUGACAAAACGCAUAAAAAAGAUUAAACUUUAGGAAGAACCAGGCAAGAUGAUCUCAUUGUUCAAGAUGUUGAUGUUCAAUGUCGUUUUAGCACGACCAACAGAAUCUGCCUCAUCUAAAGAAACUGAUACAAAUGAGGACACAGAGGAAGAUUCUGGACCAAGUUCUGCAGAGGAAUGUGGCACAAAUAAUGUGUCAACAAAGAAAGUAGAUUCUAAAUAUAUCCACGUAGAAAACGCUUCAAAUACUGAUCAGUAUAGCUCAAUGUUAAAAGGUUUAGAUAUCAGUAACGAAGACAGUCACUUAUCUAAAUACGACAGCCCUAGGCCACCUGAAGCUGAUGAAUUUGCACAAUGUGAUUCAAAACGUCAUGAAUGUGUCGACAAACCAAAUGAACAGGCAUUUACAUUAUCUUUAGAUCGCCAUCCCUCUGAAUUCAACAGCUAUAUCAACAGUCAGUGGAUGCCAGUAUCAAGAGGGUUGACACCCUAUCCAACUUUAUCGACAGAUGAUUUGACAUUGGAUGCGAGGGCAUGUGCUCUCCCAAGAAGAAGAAAGAAAACAACUGCAAAAACUAAAGUUGAUGAAUCAAAAGAUUAUGGAAAUACAAAAGAUAAAGCCAAAGAGGACAAUACUGAAACGACAGAAGGCGGAGUUAGAGAGCAAGACUCCAUUGAAGAUUUCAUUAAAGGCCUGGUCGCCACGCAAAUCCCGUCGAAACCAAAUGUAUUAUUUUUCGAUGCAGCAAUUGUUUAUGAAAAGGAAGAUUAUAUUGAAGCUUUGAAUUUCAAAGAGGAAACACUGAUGAUAGUGAAAUCAGAAUACAAUGAGGAAAUACGGAUUGAACUUUUUGACAGUGAAGCGUUUGCUCAGUCUAAAGUAUGCGUGGUGCAGGAUGUGAUUGAUAAAUGUAGUAUGAUUUUUGUUUACUUAACUAACAAUUUUCGAUCUCCUGAACUGAAAUUUUUUGUCGAGGAAGCGAUCGGAAUUUGUCGUUUACAGUUAGGUAACAUGUCGUAUGGACCUGUUCAUAACAACAGUCAAUGGCUUGUUAAACCAGUUCACACUGCGUCUCCGAAAAUGCGUGCCUACAAAGUACCAUCCGGGUUACUUACCAUUAGCGGAAUAGACUGGUAUGAUAAACAUACUGAACACACACAGCAAAAAAUCCGCGCUGUAGUACGUACUGCAUAUAAUGCAAGAAAGCAGAGAGAAAUGGAAUCAUACAUAUCUGAUAAUUCACAUAUGCCAUUGCAUAUGAAUGACAAGGUUCCUAUUAGCCAGACGAGGCCUGUGACAACAAGAACUACAAGCACAAAGGUUGCGUCAAAUGCAAGAAAUAUGAGCAACAAGCAACGUGAACAUAUCAAUUCUAACGCAUCGGUUGAUGCUAUGUCUUACGUUGGGAACGUGCCACAAUAUGAUUUUAUACGAAGUCAACAAAAUACCUACCCCACAGGGGAAAACUUUUCGAGACCAGUGCUUCCCACAUCACCAAUGAGUGAUGGUCACCACCGUUCACCACACGACAGAGUUCCUAGUCAGUAUUUGUCGACUAGUUAUCCAUAUGGUCCAAUUUAUCCGGAACAAAACGCUCAUAGAUCUCUACCAGCAAAUACGAUGACACAAAACCAUGGUCAAACUGGUCAAUACCCUCAAAUGCUUCCUCAAGCAAACCAAUACUUUCAGCCUUCAGGAUACCACCAGAUCAAUGCACAAAAUGGAUAUAUUGUUCAGUCUGCUAGUAUGCACGAUCAAUUUCCACAACCUCCGCGUCAAGGAGACGUUUUUAAUUAUUCAAAUGCGCCUGUUUAUCCUGGCUAUGCCAAUACACAGACUAUUAAUCGUCGCAUGGAUGCCCCGCAAACAGGCUAUCAUGGACACCUUCGAUCCGGCCAGAACCAACCUCCAAAUCUUACGGGAAUACAAUACAGUCCUGAAAUCUAUCCAGCUACACCACAUAAUAACCAAUAUACAAAUACUGGAAUGCACAUUAACAUGCAAGGCAACAGCAGCAAUUUUCAAUUGCCUUUGCGGCAGCAAGGUAUAAGUGCCCAACAGGCAAAUGGUUACUAUCAGAACCAACCGUUAAGUAGGGACGCUUAUCCUAGCGAACAGGGAAACUUUCUUCGUGAUCAAAGAAAUGAUGCACUCCCACCCACACAACUAAGUGUCGUUUCACAAGUGACAGGUAACCUAAUAGUGAACCCGAACCUUUCCACUGAUGAUGUUGAAGUUGAUUACGGCUCCAUAAAGCACGCAGGCCAUGCUAAACAAGGAUCAAAAUAUGGCAGGACAAAGCACAAGCGUUCUUCUAAAAGAUACGAAUCAACAGAUUCUGAAGAAUCCAGUAGCGAUAGUGAUUGUGAUAUUCGGAAACAACGAACACAAAAUCGAGUGAAGAGAAAGGUGGUUAAUAUCGUUGGCAGUAAAAUAGUUCAAAUUGGGCGAAGUAACAAAGUAGUCGAAAGCAGUAUCAGUUACUCUGACGAUUUUGAGAACCCACAUUUGCUCGAAACAAAAUAUGAGCAGGUCGGAACGAAGUCUAGGACGGACUAUACUGGAAACUCUCUGUCAAAAGUUAAUGAAGGUUCUUUUGUACAACAAGUAAGCUCUGAUAUGCAGUCACCAUCAAAUUGUAAUAUUUUAUCAACGGAUAACAUGUCGUUAGACAGCUCACUAGAUACGUUAAAUAUCAAUAAGGAUUUUAGAGUAAAAGAAAAGUUUAUGAUAGAUAAGGUGAUAUUGCCAGCCAAAGCAAGUGUUAAAGAUGAUAAGCAAUUGGAAGGCCGUUGUAUUGAAUUAAUGAAUAUGAAUGUAAUCGAUACCAAACAUGCAAAUAACGCCGAUUUGAAUAUAAAAUCGAAUGAUCGAUAUUCCCGUGGAUAUUCUGAAAAAUUCAGUUCAAUUCGAUAUCAUGGUUCAAGAGUAGUAGACCUUUCUCCGGAUCCGAUUGAAGAUCGCUGUAACGAAAACGAAGAUAACUUGUUUGAAAGUGGUUCGUACAAUAAUGAGCAUACAGUCACCGAAGCAACCUUUAUGUUCAGCAAUGCUAGGAAAGAGAGAGCAGGAUUACUCAAAGGGGGUAGUCUGUUCUUAAAGUCAAGUUCACAGGAUAUACAUGUAGCAAAUACAGAAAAUGAAAUUGAUUGAUCGAAAACGUUUAGACUAUUAAGGGAGUAUUGACGUAUCUACAUGUAAUGAUUCAUUCUAAUGACUUAUAGCUUACAAUAGUAUUAUUUUUUCACGUGUGUUUGUAUAUAAGCUAUUUUUUCGUUUAUCAUGUACUUUUUAUAAAUACAUGUGUAUUUAGUGUUACGUAUUUCAUCGAAAGAUUGCCCGAAAUUAUUUUUUUCCGCGUAAUGAAUUUGUUGAUUGUAAAGUAUUUGAAUUUUUUACAGCUGUACAUUUUAAAACAGUCGAGAUGGGAGUGUUUAUUUUGCUGAAAUUUGCGUCUCACCUGUUACAGACGAAAUACGCUAAUACUUGUAAGCAAUGUGUAAUCUCUCAUAUCGUAAUGGAUUGCAUUGCUGCUGAUCAAGGGGAGUUUUCAAUGUAUUGUAAAGCGAGAUAGCAAUUUCAUAUCAGUAUGUUAAUCCUGCAAAAAAGAAUUGAACGACAUUAUACAAUAUGUAUAGUGGAAACUCUCUAUCGGUUAAUACACGUUUGAUAAAAUGAUUGUUCGAUAUGCUUAUCUAGACAUUUAUUCCUCCAAAUUACGAUUUCAUAAUUGUUAAUGAUAGCCUACGUGUUGUUAAGGUUUGAAUAUUAUUGUUCUUCAUACAUUGUUUUACAAAUUUUGAAAGCUUUGAUAUUUUAUAACAUUGUUUUACAUUAUCUGAAAAUUAAAUCGUUUAUAACAUAUGAAAUCAUUUAUAACAUAUAAUCAAUACGUGAUUGACAUUUCGGCACUAAUGAAACACACCGAACUUGCGUAACGAACGUGUCUUUUGAUUGUAUAUAUCUGACGUGUAGAUCAGAAUAUCUGACGUGUAGAUCAGAAAUAACAGUCAUUUUUUUUGACAAAGAUGAGAUAAAACACAUUAAACACUUGUACUCAACACAACAAUAAAUGAAAAUAAAACAAUAUAGAAUGAGCAUCGCUUCAUGAUAUUUUCACCUUAGUGCAGUAUCAGGUUAACUCCUAUAAAGUUAUAAAAUGAGUUAUAAUUAAGGAGUUAAAAAGUUACUGCCAAGGUGACGAUGUGCCAAGAUUUAAAAGUUUGGUAGAUGGCUUAUCACGCUGAUGAAUUUCAAUUUUCAUGCAAUGUUUAUGUUUGAUAAUAGAUGUUACUUUAGCAUUUAAUAGAACUGAUAGUUAUGUAAUUAUAACGCAUAAUACUGUGAUAUACCAGGCUUAAGUACAUGUAUACAUGAUAUUAAGGCUUCGUCAUUUUUUUUUAAUUCACUUAUAAACCCUUUACAUUAUGAGCAUUUUGUGAAAAAUGGCUGUUUUCAUUUAAAAGUCUCCCGUUAAAAGUUCAAAUUGCUAUAAAACUAUAAAAAAACUGUUUCAAUACUAAUCAAACUUGGCACAAAUGUUGACUGGACUAUUCCCUUUGUAACAAAGUGCUCAGUCUUAAAUUUCCUGUUACCAUGGCAACGAGGGGACAUCUCAAAAUUGCCAAAAAUCACUAUUUUGCGUUGAAUUUUUUCCAUCCAAAUUGAUUUCAAAGUGCUGCAACUUCUCAAUGGAUUGAUCUAGAGUCAAAUGCUUUUCAGCGUUGGUUACACGUUACCUUAUGAUCGACCUGGGGUCAUUUUUAGCCUCUCACAAGUUCACAAUUUUCUUGGCGAUGAGGGGAGCUGCCGUUUUUGGAUAGGGGCGGCGCCGAAAAAGUAGUCAUUUUUUAAAACAACAUUUCUUAAACUAAAACAAGUGUUGGGUGCCUAAAUAAGGCAUUUUCACCAUUUGAGACAAAAAAAAGGGGGGGGGGCAAAGGCGUUAAAAGGCGUGUAUAUCUGGUAAUGGGUUAAAAGAAAAUUAUGAAAAUACCUGAAAUUACCCAAAAUCGCGUUCUUCCAUGUUAAAACAUGACCUAAUACAUAAUUUUGAAGAAAAAUUGUUGUUUUGUAGAAUUUGGUAUUUUUUUCAUUAAUAAAGAAAACUAACAUUUUUUAUGUUUGUUGUUUCAAAUAAAGAUUAUUGAAGUUGUAUCUCAAGA